Molecule: messenger RNA, 1785 nt
Organism: Scedosporium apiospermum
Lineage: Eukaryota; Fungi; Ascomycota; Sordariomycetes; Microascales; Microascaceae
Exons: 2
Coding region: 1-1785 (594 amino acids)
Biological process (GO): dolichol-linked oligosaccharide biosynthetic process; glycolipid translocation
Cellular component (GO): endoplasmic reticulum membrane
Source: RefSeq, a predicted model, not a curated record
AUGUCUAAUUCGCCGCAGGGCAGUUCGGCCCUCCGCGGCGCGUCCUUCCUCAUCAUCCUCCAGGUCUCAUCGCGUCUUCUCACCUUCUUCGCCAACCAAUUACUACUGCGUUUCCUGACGGCUCCUCUGCUGGGCCUUUCCGCGCGGCUAGAGGCAUACUACCUCACUGUUCUUUUUUUUGCGAGGGAGAGCCUACGGGUGGCUAUCCAGAGGCAACCUAUCUCAACCGACGAUGAGGAGUCUGAGAGGCAAGGCGAACUUGGUGGUGAUGAGAGCAAGCGCGUUAAGAAGACCAAGUCUACCGAGCCAGAUCGGAAUGGGGAGCAGGCGCAGGCGGUUGUGAACCUGGGCUACCUAGCCGUCGUCUUAGGCGCUGUGGUCACUGCUGUCCUGGGCUGGUUCAUGCAUCUAUCCUCCGGUCAGGGUAGCGAGGAGCGCUUUGACGAAGCCCUACGACUAUACGCUCUCGCUGCUAUUCUCGAACUCCUGUCCGAACCAUGCUUCGUGCUGAUGCAAGUGCGGCUUCGUUUCGGUACUCGUGCCCUUGCUGAAUCCGCCGGCGCAUUCCUACGAUGCGGCGCCACGCUUGGCUCUGCGAUAUACGCAAGUCGCAACGGACUGGAUCUAGGUGUUCUCCCAUUCGCCCUAGGACAGCUCGCCUACGGUGCGACUUUGCUAGUCGUCUACCUCGGGGCUGGGUAUGGUUUAGCCACACGCGAUCACUUUUCCAUAUUCCUGCGACGGAUUGGUGUAAAGACCGGGAGCAAGGACGAGAAGGCAAAGAGUGUUACCGGCGGUUAUCUCUUCUCAUACUUCUACCAGCCGACAUUAAGUCUGGCGUCGAGUAUGAUGGCACAGAGUGUCGUGAAGCAUUUCCUGACCCAGGGAGAUACCUUCCUGGUCUCGAUCCUUUCGACGCCUCACGCUCAAGGCAUCUAUGCCCUUGUAAACAACUAUGGCGGUCUGCUAGCUAGACUCUUAUUCCAGCCUAUUGAAGAGAGCAGCAGGUCCUACUUUAGCCGCCUUCUAUCGACAUCUUCGUCGAGCACAACCGCGGAACCAAGCAAGUCCGGCCAAAACGAGCCCGCAGCAACUAAACCCGCCGUGGAAAAGGCACGCAGCGAUCUCCACCGCCUUCUCAAAUUCUAUAUCCUCGGUUCUACAAUAGUCGUCGCCCUCGGACCCUUAGCCGCCCCUUAUCUUCUAUCCCUCGUAGCAGGCCGCUCCUGGUCCGCCAGCGCCUCCCCGGCCCUCGUCGCCUACUGCUAUUACAUCCCCCUCCUUGCCCUCAACGGCGUUUCGGAAGCCUUCGUCGCCUCCGUGGCCACGGAGGCACAGGUCCACACCCAAAGCGCCUACAUGGCCGGGUUCUCCGUCGUCUUCGGCCUCUCGGCGUUCACCGCCCUGCGCGUCCUUGACAUGGACCCGCCUGUGGGUUUGGUUUGCGCCAAUGCUGCGAAUAUGGUCUGCCGAAUUGUGUGGUGCGCUUUCUUCGUGGGGCGGUAUUUCCGAGAGAAAGGUGUCGGGUUUGAUCUGUCUAGCCUGAGCCCUAGCGGGAUGACCGUGGCCAUCUGCGCGGUCACCCCGUAUCUUGUCCGGAGGGCACUUCUUCUUGCAGAGGAUGUCGUGCGAGGAAGUGCUUUCAUGUCACUCGUUGUGAUUGGAGCGACAGCUAUCCCGAUAGUAGCUCUAUUAGCAUUCGCCGAGAGGAGAUUCCUCAUAGAAUGCUACUCUUCCCUCCGAGGCACAACAUCGGCCUCUGCUUCCAAAUCGAAAACGACAUGA